AUGAUUCGUUUACGUGGCGGAUGCAACAACUGUCGGCGUCACCGGAAAAAGUGUGACCAGCAGCGACCCUGCUGCACGCGCUGCAAGAGCCGGGGCUAUGAAUGCUCCGGCUACUCGAAUCCACCGCGGUGGGUAAAUUACGCUGCAGAUCCGACUGUGUCUUCGAAUCCAGCCCCUCAGGAUGUCACGUCGAGCCUGGCGCUUCCUGCACCGCCACCCAAGUAUGAGACACACAUGACACAGCCUCUCUUUCAACAAUAUGUAAACUACGGACUGAGAAUGUUUUGCAAAGGGUAUUCCAAGAGCUGGAUCCAGCCUUACUUCGUCGACAUGUCGACACAAAGCCCCUCUGUCCUGAUUCUUUCUGCUGCUAUACAGUUAUACAUAAACCAAGGCUCUUCUGUGCCAGCUCUGGAAUGCGUCGAUCUUGCCUUGAGGACAUUUCGCUACGAAGUUGUCUCAUACCGGGACACAGUGAGCGCUGGUACUCUCUCAGCCGGUGUCUUGUUAUGUAAAUUGAAUUUUCUGCAAGCUCAGCCUUGUACGCCAUACAUCUGUAUGAUGUCGGAAGUCUAUCACUUGAAUACUCAAAUGAACUUUCUGGUCUUGCAACAAAACGUUGUUGUCCGACACGCCCUUGAGCUUCUGGCUGUCAUGGACAUUCCACAAUUUGUCCUUGGAAGAGUUUGCCCUUCUCUUGGUCUCUGGAAACGCUUCCGUGAAGCCCAAGAUACUUGGGAAGGCGGCAGACUGAGGGGAAUAGAGGUGGUUUCGGGAAUGCCCAUGGACCUUCUAGAUAUAUUCGCCGAUGCGGCGCAUGACGAUACAGAGAAUCUAAUCCUCCGCUUAUCGGAGUGGGAAUGGCAAGGUGAUACCGCCGAGUAUCUCCAGUAUAAUCUGUGGGAUGCCUGGCGGCUGGCUGGUAUCGUAGAUCUUAGGAGACGAGAGCGGUGCAGGAGAAGACUGCAGAAUACACAAGCUGAUUAUGACGCAGACGAAUCUUGUGCAGAUACUUCUGUCCUCGACCGCUUGAUGGCAGUUAUUUCCAUCAUCUUCGACGACUCACGUCUCCCAAAGUACAGGCACGUACUCAUCGGUCUUAUAUUCCCCCUCGUUGUGGCUAGCCUGGAGGUGCCUUAUCUAAAGCGACAUACCAGGGCGAAGCAAAUAGUGGACGAUGUACAGAACGCAAUCAAAGCCGAACGCACGUAUAAUCUAACCAAAGUUGUGUUCCGAAUACUUGACGAUGCUUGGAAUGAUGGGUCAUCUUGCUACGAUAUAGACGCAAGGGCGCGAUUUCAGGGUGUAGAAGUAGCUCUGAUGUAG
This is a messenger RNA of Fusarium redolens, 1326 nucleotides long. RefSeq lists its product as uncharacterized. The record is from RefSeq and is a predicted model, not a curated record. NCBI's taxonomy places the organism in Eukaryota, Fungi, Ascomycota, Sordariomycetes, Hypocreales, Nectriaceae. The transcript is spliced from 3 exons. Gene Ontology annotation, molecular function: DNA-binding transcription factor activity, RNA polymerase II-specific; zinc ion binding. Bases 1 to 1326 code for a protein of 441 amino acids. Gene Ontology annotation, biological process: regulation of DNA-templated transcription.